Pleurotus ostreatus (oyster mushroom) is the source of this 1590-nucleotide messenger RNA. RefSeq lists its product as uncharacterized. NCBI's taxonomy places the organism in Eukaryota, Fungi, Basidiomycota, Agaricomycetes, Agaricales, Pleurotaceae. Gene Ontology annotation, cellular component: fungal-type vacuole membrane. Gene Ontology annotation, molecular function: transmembrane transporter activity; zinc ion binding; nucleic acid binding. The record is from RefSeq and is a predicted model, not a curated record. The transcript has 16 exons. Gene Ontology annotation, biological process: transmembrane transport; DNA-templated transcription. The coding region runs from base 1 to 1590 and encodes 529 amino acids.
AUGACCGAAUCUUUAGACUUAGAGAAGCAUGUCUCCACAAAAUACUCUGAGCCAGAAACGGAGGAGUCUUCGCUGUCGGCUGAGUUCCCAGAGGGUGGUUUGCAAGGGUGGUUGACUUUGCUCGGAGUAUGGAUCGUACAAUUCGUAACGUUCGGAUAUACGAACGCCUACGGCGUCUACAACGACUAUUAUGUUCGAGAGUAUCUGAGUCCAAAAUACGCGUCCUCCGAAAUCAGUUGGAUUGGGAGCGUCCAGCUCCUUCUGGUCCUAUCAAGCGGACUUGUUACCGGAAGGGCCUUUGAUAGCGGUUAUUUCUAUCCGCUCAUGUACGGGGGCUCCGCAUUAUUCGUGUUCUGCCUGUUCAUGCUCUCCAUCACGAAACCAGAGCAAUAUUACCAAGUAUUUUUAUGUCAAGGACUGGGACUGGGACUUGCCAUUGGGAUUACAUAUGUCCCAUGCCUCGGCGUUCUUUCCCACUACUUCCGCCGCCGUAGGGCUCUUAUAUUAGGCAUUGCUUCUUCUGGGUCUGCGGUUGGCGGAAUCAUUCACCCGAUCAUGCUGAACAAAUUAUUCUAUGGCGCUGCAGGCUUUCAUCAAGGCGUCAGAGCCAGCGCUGCCCUCAACCUCGGGCUUCUCGCCUUUGCAUGCCUCCUCAUGAGAACACGGUUACCCCCUAAGCAGUCUAGGGGUCCAAGUGUGGUUCAACAGUUUUGGAACUUCAUCCACGACCCUGCCUAUGUCAUCAUGGUAUUCGGGACUGUGGUGACAAUAUGUGGAAUCUUUUUCCCGAUUUUCUUCGUCCAACUCAAGGCUGUCGUAAACGGCUUAGAUCCCAAUGUGGCCUUCUACACGUUAGCAGUCCUCAAUACUGCGAGCACCGUAGGACGAAUCGUUCCCAACUUUAUCGUGGGUCGCUUCGGUGUCUUCAAUGUUGUCAUCCCAUGUGUCGCCGCCUGCGCCAUCCUCAAUUUCUGCGCACUUGCGGUAAACGAUGCCGCAGGGACAAUCAUCUUUGCCAUCACGUUCGGCUUCUUCUCCGGUGCAUACAUUGGACUCCUUGCUCCAAUGAUCAGCUCGUUAGCACGAAACGAUGCGGAAAUUGGCGCGCGGAUGGGGAUCUGCUUUACAUUUACCGGGAUGGGCGGUCUUGUUGCCAUUCAUCUCUGCCUCGACCCUUUAUCCAUUGCUCAACGUCCCCAGGCAUCCCUUCAUUUCUGCUCUGAAUGUAACAAUCUACUUUACCCCAAGGCAGACGCGGGUCGCAGCUUGUUGACUUAUUCAUGUCGCAUCUGCGCUUAUGAAGAAGAUGCAGAGAACAAGUGUGUCUAUAGAAACGAUUUGUUGACGGUCACCAAAGAACAAGUUGGUGUAACGACAGACUUGGGAUCAGACACCACCCUUGCUCAUUCCAAUAUUCGAUGUUCGGCCUGUGGAAAUGAAGAUGCUGUGUUUUACCAGGAUCAGUCGAAGCGGAAGGAAACUCGCAUGAUUCUGUUCUUCGUGUGCACGAAAUGCGACCACAGCUUCAUCGAUCCGAGACUAGCCAGUAGAGAGGCAAAUAGUGGAGAGGCGACUGGCGGAGACAUGUAA